Molecule: messenger RNA, 5077 nt
Organism: Pollicipes pollicipes
Lineage: Eukaryota; Metazoa; Arthropoda; Thecostraca; Pollicipedomorpha; Pollicipedidae
Product: protein dimmed
Exons: 4
Coding region: 1718-2245 (175 amino acids)
Biological process (GO): axon development; positive regulation of transcription by RNA polymerase II; sensory organ development
Cellular component (GO): nucleus
Molecular function (GO): DNA-binding transcription factor activity, RNA polymerase II-specific; E-box binding; protein dimerization activity
Source: RefSeq, a predicted model, not a curated record
GCCAGGCUGCGGUUGUACCCAUCCCAGGGAGAUUCAACAUCACACCGUGGGGCGAUCUUGGGAAGUUCCAUUUACGAGGAUAGGCUAUUGACUACGAAACGGCUUGUGGACAGCUUUUUUGCCUCACGGAAAACCAAGCGUACACAGAGAAAGCUUGCGUUUUCGCCGUCGUUGAGAGCGAGGGCUAUAGCUCCUUUGAUACCCUUGGAUACGCCAGUGAACGUAUACAUCAAGGUGGAGUCCAAUAUUGUCUUAAAAGCAGAUGCAUUAUUUUGCCGUCUGAUUUUCCCUAGUUGAUUUGAAUUCCAGGUCUGAUUAAAACGUUCAUCUUAGAUGGAUGCCAUCUCUCACAAAUAAUGAAGCGACAUUGUUUUUCAUUAUUUAUGCGUGCGAGACGCAUGCUUGUAGUCCUGCAUAUCAGAUUUCCCACAAACCUCUCUUGAUUUUCUGGUGCUCUUAGUGCCGUGAUCUCGGCCGCGCAUUGAGGGGACAGAGGAAGGUGUGGGGAACAUGGCCCAUUAAUGAAAAUUACACUUCACCAUUAUCCAGGCGUCAACAAUCAUAAUUGCAACAUUUGCAGGCCAUCUGAACGAAAUUGUGUAUUACUUUACCUCGUUCAACACAGCUGUUGAGCGCCAGUAAAAAUCUGAUGGUAUUCGUCAUCUUUUGGCACAGCCCAUUUUGAAAACUGCAUUACCAUGCUUGACCUGCCUGGGUAUUUACUUAAUACUGUUUAUAAAGCAGUGGAUAUUGCAUCUUUUUCCAUUUGCCGUUUGUCCCCAUUUUCCUGACUCGCAAUGUCUCUUGCUCGUCCACCCCCAAUGUCUGACAUCCAGCUGGCGACAUCAUCGUCCUCCGUUUCGUUGUAAAAAAAAAACAGCUCGAUCAGUCUAAAUCUCCCCAUCGAAGAGACCCAUCUUGAAAGUGGCACGAGCUCGUGUGCUCAUGUGGUUUAUUGUACCUGGUAGUGUAACGAAGGACACGACAAUGAACCCCGCCACUUGUCAGCAAAAGAUGAACUAGCCUCGUCAGCGCCAUUUUUCUUGACACAUGACAUACGAGACCCAGGCAUCUAGAUAUGCACCAAGCGUUUGACAUUGGCACGAAGAAUGCAGCCUGCGGGUGUGGCGGCCGUGGAAGGCUACCGAUUAGAGUGAGGUGUCAAGCUAUCUUGCUUUCCCUUCCCGGGCGUCGAGGCCGGUUGGUGGCGUGUCGGGGGCCGAGGGUGGCGGUGUUCCGGUGGGGUCUGCAGGGUUGGGUGUUCACCUCAUCAUUUUUACGAACGAGUCUGCCAUGUCGCAUUGACGCCAAGGGUGCUCCGAUUAUGCUGCUGACGGUUAUGGGAGUGGAAAGUUCCGUUGUUGCGACAGGGUCAAGGGCGAUUUUGAGUUGUAACUUCUCAUGCACGGCAAUGACCCAAUUUCAAUAUCCACUGACGUUGGGAGACGGAGUAUUCGCUGCCGCUCUCGUGUGGAUGAUACCGUGGUAUUGGUUGAGUGCUAUACUGUGCUGGGAGAAGUAGAGAAAGCUCCGCGGUCAACAAUUGUGCAAUUCUUCCCAAGGAGAUCUUGUCUGGCGCCGGCCUGUCAGUCGGACUGAGGUGUCCUGCAGCGCUUCACCAGCCCGCCUUCCUCCGCAGAUCCGUCGCCUGACGACAGACGGCGUCGAGCCCAACAACCUGAGGACCGCCUGGCAGGACGACGACGACGAUGACGACAUGAUGACGUCAUUCGAGCUCUACGACCAGAGCGAACGGAUGGCUAUCAAACGGCGGCUAGGCUCAGACGGCUCCUCGAACACGGGCGACUCCGACGGCGGCACGAGCAGCGACGCUAGUUCGCCCAACAAGCAACAGAGGGCAGGCGGAUCGGGUGCUGCCGCCGGCCCCGGCCGCCGGCGUCGCCAGGGCGCCGCUAACCGCGAACGCUACCUGCGCCGACUCGAGAGCAACGAACGGGAACGCAUACGUAUGCACGGCCUCAACGCUGCUUUCCACAAUCUGCAGGAGGUCAUACCACCCGUCAGCAUGGAGCGGAAGAUGUCCAAAAUCGAGACGCUGACGCUGGCGCGUAAUUACAUCAUGGCGCUGACGAACGUCAUCUGCGAGAUCAAGGGCGGUCACAAGCCUUUCUCGUUCCUGGACCAGUUCGCGCCCACCUCUGAGCAGCAGGUGGAGGAAGUCAUGCGCACCUUUCGGCUGGGCCCGCCCGGCCAGACCAGCCGGCGGAGGGACGAGGCGUUAUAGGCGGCGCCACGAGCGCUUUUCUAGGGCACAAUGGCGGCACGGCCGCUGACGCAGUGGGCCUCCGGCCUCCGGCCGCGCACCGGGUCGGCGUAAUCGGAAUCCGGCCUGGGAGGGUCUGCCCACGGUCCGGCCUCAGGUCUGGUAACAGGGUCUGGACGCGAAGGACUCGCGGUGCCGGAGGCUGGACUCCGAGGUCUGCCACCAGAGUCUGGACUCCGAAAUCUGGCGCCAAGGUUUGGACUCGGGCUCGCAUCAAAGUCUGGACUCGAAGGACCCACACCGGAGUCCUGACUCCCUGGGCAGUCUGACACCGGAAUCUGGUCUCCGCGGUCCGGUACUAGGGUCUGGACCCGCGGUCCCACACGAGGAUCUGUACUCCGCGGUCUGACACCGGGACCUGGACUCCGCGGUCUAGUGGGAGACGAAGCCGAAGGCCGCAGAUGUGAUAGGCGCUGUGCCGAGCGGCGCUGUGCGGCGUGGCGCCGCUGCAGAUGCGAGGUCAUGUGAUGUGACGUCACUGGCGGGGUGAGGUCAGACAGGUGUGGCGUGAUCAUUAGAUCGUGUGAUCUGGUGUGGCCGCGGGCGUUGGUCGUGUUAUGUGUCUGUGAGGUUUUUGAUGUGAUGCCGUGUCGUGCCCGUUACAUGCUGCUCUGCAGGAUCUAUGAGGAUGUGGUGUGUAGUAGAUUUUGCCGGAAGAUGGUGCAUACAAUUCAGCGUAUUUGAAGCGUUGUUGGUGGUGGGUUCCCGAGUGAGCCAAAACUAUGAGACAGUUUACGCAUGAACGCGUUGGUUCUAAGCUUGAAGAAGAUACGGUUUCUGCCGCUUUCCAUGACACGGCCUUCAGUCUUCCUUCUGGCUCCCACCAGGCUUCGUUGGAUCGUAUCUGCGCUCGGAGAGAGAGUGCAAUGCUAGCGCGUGCAAUGGUAGUGUGGCUUUAAGCCGAAGGGUGGCUGAAGCCAACGAGGGCUUGUCACGAGCCGGUGUACAAAGCGCCUGACACCCCCCCCCCCCUUCCCCCGGUGUCAGGAGCGAGGUGGAUCUUUCCCGGUUCCCCGAGCUGCGCGGGAGGUCUCUGAGCGGCCCGAAAGCCUGAUUCGCCCCCCUCCCAUGGUGAUGCUUGCUAUGCAAUAUCGCGUAGGCAAAAUGUGACGUCGUCUGCAUGCUGUUUUGGCGCCCUUACAAGCUUUUGAAGAGCAUUUACUAUGUUUCUACCGUGUUGCCCUUAAUAUGCGUUUGUGAGCUCAGCCUUGCAGUUUGAACAUGAUUCUUCCCGCCGUUUUUAAACAUGUGCUUAAGCAAAUAAUGAGAACGAAAUUAAGAUUGCAUUGCAAAAGAUGCACCACAGAGGCAUGCGACGGCCAGCAACGACAUUGAUUUGAAGAGCCAUCCCCCGGAAACGCCUCGUAAAUCUCACUAAGUAGAUUCCAGCUGAUGCUGCUCAAGACUUUCCUAUUCUCGAAACCUUGCUACCCGGGUUUCCGUGUAAAAUGGCACCGGCUGAUGUCAGUUCAUGAUCCAAGAUUCCAGCUCACAUGCAUGCCGUGCCACUGAACCGCUCUUGUUUGGCGAUGAUUGAGCUCUGCUGUCCGGUGUUUGGCGUUUUAAGUGCUCGAGCGACAGUAGUUGGUGUCCGCUUUAUGGAUGGGAACCGUGAGUCUUUCGCGUUAGAUCAUAGAGGUGCUCUACUGAGAACGUGAGAACUGCGAACGUGGAAGCGGAACGACCCUAGACCGCGUGCUGAGAACGCGUCGGAGUUUUUCGCGAAUGCCGCUCACCUUGCAGAUAUAUUUUCGAACAGUGACAAGCGGUGCAAGUACCGAAUAAUGUUCCGUAGGCGCGAGUAGUUUCAUUGGAGGUUAACCGCCUGCAGUUUUCUAUACGUCAUGGCCGGAAGCAUGUACUAUGCCCGUUAUUUUGCGCCCAUUGCUGUCUGUUUUUGGACCCAAUCCCGGAUGCCAUUGUGCUCCUUUCACGACGGUCAAGGUGCAAAACAUCUUAAAUAUAUAGAUGCAGCUUGAAAGAUCCGCCAUGAAACGAUGUCACCGAUGGUAUUCAACCAUCGUCCGUUAAAACAUUUCUCUAAAAACCAGCAUUACGAAUAAUCUAAAAAAUACCAUUUCUUGGAUGUGGCCAUGGUAAAAGACCUCUUUUAUUGGACAAAAAUCCCACGAGGAACGUUGUCUUAAAAUGUGUUUCGCGUUUCAGCCAUCGUGAAAGGACGAAGUGCAUCUAAUUAAAAACAUGCGCUGUCAAGCUGGCACUCGGUAGGAAAUGGCCCACUGAACGACGUAAACGCCGGGCAAAUGUACCGAUCCUUACACGCAAAAAGUGUAACACUCGAUGCGUUCCCACGUCUGCUCAGCGCAAUUCGAAUGCGGCCUAGGCGCACAACGGCGUCUGUGUCUGUUAUCCGGAGGAACCUCGCCCCGACCCUGCGGGCUUCCCCCAGCGCGGCUCGGCGCCGGCCCGAUGCGCGAGGCCCAGGUUGUGAACGGUCUUCCAAUGUCACUUGCCUUCCGUGUCAUGUUGUCUUCCGUCGCGCGUGUGUGCAUUGACCAGGCGUGAUGCGUGAUGGGGGCUCGUGCGCGUCUGCGCUGUCGGCCGGCCACGAACAGUACACCUUGCGAGUGACAGACCGGGGAGGGGUGCCUGCCGCACGUGCUGUGUCGGUAGCCGCUGGUCGUGUGACGUCACGGCGUUCAUGUGUGCAUAUUAUUUAUUCUCGAGGUUUUAUUGACGCAGAAUUAGCCGGGGCCGGCCUUUGUCCUGGAUGUGGCCAUUUAGAUAUCGUAUUUUUGUACAUAAGCGAUGAAUACAUGGGACGCAAUCAAA